Molecule: messenger RNA, 1084 nt
Organism: Phascolarctos cinereus (koala)
Lineage: Eukaryota; Metazoa; Chordata; Mammalia; Diprotodontia; Phascolarctidae
Source: RefSeq, a predicted model, not a curated record
GUUACUUCUACUUUCCUCUGCCUUACAAAGCCUGGCACAUCGAGGCAGCUGGUCAGUCCACAGUAGCUGCCACUCCUUGCCAGCCUGGUCCUCCAGCUAAUGGGCCAUAGCCUUUGAAGGCAUGAGUGGAGAUCUCCCUGAGGCCAAUGAGGAGUGGCGCUGGUCUUCCCAGCCACCCUUGUCUCUCCCCAAGGAGAGCUGUGAAGGCAAGAUGCCAGAGACAUCCUCGGAGGAGCUGUCUCCUAAUCCUGACCGGAAAGCUGAGACUUCCCCACCUCCAGAAAUGGAUCCCAAAGACAACUCGAAGGGCAAGGGCAAAGGGGACUCUGGUGCCAAAGGUGGGCAGCAAGGCUCUGUUCCCAAGUGGUACAAGAUGAAAGGUGAGGAUCUCCAAGGCAACUGGAGUGAUCUGGCGAAGAUUGAACAGAAGGUGGAUACUCUGCUAGAGAAGAUGGAUCUGUAUAACAAGGAGGGUGGACCCCCGCCACAGGCUGCUGAGGAGGCGAAGAAGAUCCCACAGCCGCCGCAGCCCCAGCCACCCCAGCCACAGCAGCCGCAGCAGCCCCCUCCAGUGCCGCCACUGCCAACCCGGCAGGAGCAGGCGCUGCCCCAGCAGCAGCACCACGGUGGCAAAGGCCAGAAGAAGUUCAAGGGGUAUAUUAAGGGGGCUCCCACUGAGGUUGGUGGAGGAGGCAGUGGUGGUGGUGGUGCUGUGGGAAAGUUUGCUUAGAGGGGUGGAGCCUGGACCAGAGGGAUGCUGCAGAUCAAGGCCUGGAGGACCUGCGGGGGUGGUUCCAGGAAGAGGCAGUGGCAGCAGCAGCUGCAGGGGCCCCCUCCCCAUGACAUCUGGGCCCUUGUGCUAGAGCCAGCCUCACCUGGUCCCCUCCCCUGGUAUCCUCCAGCACAGUUGUCCCCAAUCUUAAUCGCUCCAGGCUCCCUAAUUCAGCUCUUUCUAGCAAGUGGCCGCCCCUGCCACUCCCCAAAGCAUUCCUUGGAGGCCCCCCAGUAAAGCAUCUGCUAUUUUGCUCCUUAGCUCUCAUAACUUUUCUCUGCAGAUUUGACAAUAAAAACAUUCUCUUGCUUC